AGCAAGUCCUAAUGGUAUUAACAAGAAGACGUAUAUCACAGCUCAACUAGGCGAAAACAAAGGAUUCGGAGGUGCACAUCUGUGUAUCUCUCAGUCAUAUUGACCAUGCCGUCAGAGAAAGACUCUCUGAUUAAGAAAGAACCAAAUUCCGAGCGGUUCUUUCGCAUCCUUCAGCCAUGUUUGGCAGAGUUCGUUGGGACGGCGUUGUUCGUCUUCGUGGCUACCAUGUGUAUGCAGGAUCCACGGACACUGACUGUGGCAGCUUCUCAUGGAUUUGCGAUCACCUCUCUUGUCAUGUGUUUCAGCCAUAUCAGUGGCGGCCAUUUUAAUCCUGCUGUCUCCUUUGGUGUCUUACUUGGAGGGGGACUACAUCCACCCAUUUUCCCUUUCUACGUCGCUUCCCAGCUGAUCGGAGGAAUGCUGGGUGCUGCUUGUACCCGGGGAAUCCUGGGCAGCAUCAUGAUCAAAGGCGUCGGCGGCAAGAUGAUCAGUCAAUACGAGAGCAUAGACGGAGGUUCCGUUGUGUUCGAUGAGAGUGUGGGGGUAGGCAGGGCCAUUCUGACAGACAUGCUCGGAUGCAUGUUCCUUGUCCUCGCAUUCUUGAUGACAUCAGUAGACAGUGUCGGCAAGAGUUCCAGACUCGCUCCCUUUGCUGUCGGAUUCGCGUACAUCGUUGGGAUAUUACAAAGCAUGCAGAUAACUGGUCCAUCAUUGAACCCCGCCCGAAGCUUCGGCUCUGCCUUGUGUGUCUGGGUCUACAAACCGUCGAUCUGGAAGAAUCACUACAUCUUCUGGGUAGGACCAUUCGCUGGAGCAAUCAUAGCAGCGUUCUUUUUCAGAUUCGUGUUUGCUAGCAUAGACCAUCGCAUUCCGAGACGAAAAAAGUGAGACGGAUUCAUCAAGUUGGCCUCACAAUGAGAUACCAUCUGCCCCGUAUGUGGCAAAGAACUGUAUAGACUCGUAAUCGAAGUCAAAAAUAUUACUUUUCGGACUUUAAAUCUAGGAUUAUACAUUUACUUGAAAUUCGUCAUUACGAGGAUGUGAUCGGUAGUCGGUAACUUCUUGGUUCAUGGGCCUUUCAAAUGGUAAUACACGUGAUAUGGAGAAAACGCUCUUCAAUAUGGAGUAGAUAUCAAGAUACAUGUAUAAGGUAGCUUUUUCAAUUAUUGUCGCACUUAGCAUAUGCACAACAUAUAUCAUUGUAUCAACAACCCAUGGAAAUAGAGAAAGAAAUUUCUGAAGUUACAAGUGAUUUGACGAAGAUGCUGAAAUUCUGAAUUCAAGAAAGAAACUUGAGCUGUUCAGCCAUUGGCCAUUUACCUAUUGUUUCUGUCAAACUGCAAUUUUGCAAUCGUUGAUAAAUGUACAAUACACUAUCACAAAAUGUA
Molecule: messenger RNA, 1388 nt
Organism: Lineus longissimus
Lineage: Eukaryota; Metazoa; Nemertea; Pilidiophora; Heteronemertea; Lineidae
Product: aquaporin-8-like
Exons: 5
Coding region: 106-888 (260 amino acids)
Biological process (GO): transmembrane transport; water transport
Cellular component (GO): plasma membrane
Molecular function (GO): water channel activity
Source: RefSeq, a predicted model, not a curated record